Messenger RNA from Rhizopus microsporus ATCC 52813, 961 nucleotides. RefSeq lists its product as uncharacterized. The record is from RefSeq and is a predicted model, not a curated record. The coding region runs from base 1 to 687 and encodes 228 amino acids. Lineage: Eukaryota; Fungi; Mucoromycota; Mucoromycetes; Mucorales; Rhizopodaceae. Gene Ontology annotation, biological process: mismatch repair. The transcript has 7 exons. Gene Ontology annotation, cellular component: MutLalpha complex. Gene Ontology annotation, molecular function: ATP binding; mismatched DNA binding; ATP hydrolysis activity.
AUGCGUAUAAACCAAUUAGGUCCACAUACUAUCAAUAGAAUAGCAGCAGGAGAACGUCCUGCUAAUGUGGUUAAAGAAAUUAUGGAGAACAGUCUAGAUGCUGACUCAAAUCAUAUUCAUAUCACAAUAGUAGCAGGUGGUCUUGAACUUAUAAAGAUCAAAGAUAAUGGUCAUGGGAUUCACUUUCGUGCAUUUACAUUCAGAUCCAUUUAUAAAGAUGGUAAACUUACAUGCAAGCCAACGCCAUGUGCAAGUAAUGACGGGACUACGGUCAUCGUUCAAAACUUAUUUCCAAAUACAGUCCAAAGACGAAAAUCGUUCACAUUUCCACUUGAAGAAUAUAAGAGAAUCCAAGAAUGCGUUGAAAAUUACGCAAUGCAUCAUUAUCAACAUGGGUUUACUUUAAAACAAGUUAAAAUCCUCGAGCAUACAAAAGAGGAUUUUUCGCUCAAGUUGCUUUAUUCGACCAUUGCAACAAAUUCUAGCAUAGAAAAGGCUAAAUCACCUAUAUUUAUUACUGUUGUCAAUAAUAGACUUAUAGGAAAUGCUCAGAUAAAGAAGAGUCUAAAGAAAGUUUAUAAAGACAUUGACGAAAACUAUAGUCCAUCAUUUUUGUAUGUCAGUUUACAUGUUCGUCCGGACAAAUUGGAUGCAAACAUUCAUCCUACUAAAAUCGAGGUAAAGUAAUUCAUAAAUACUUGACUACAUCUAAUUUAAAUUGCUGACGAGUAUGGUUCAAUUGUUACAUGAAGAAGAUAUUGUUCAAGAGUUAAGUCGGAUUUUAUAUGAUGCUCUCAAGUCUUCUCUCUCAAAAACACAAGCACCAAAGCCUUUAUACUACUGAAAGAACAAUCAACACCAGAUUGCUACUUCAAGAUAACGAAAAAUGACAACACGAUCAAAAAAGAGACAGAUUUCUUGCGUUUGAAACAGAAGCUGUCAAAGUGUACAAACGAACGAC